AUGCACAAGCUGGUGCGCGCGUGGGAAUGGGAGCAACUGGAUGCGGCAGAGCAGCAGGAAUACGGGAUAAGCUCGCUGCAGUUAGUGUACAACGCUAUACAACUGUGCGACCAGACACCCCAAGCGAAGCUGCGCCUACUGGCGCAUGCGGUUGCGAACUUCACUGCAACGACACGACACGAGCACAUGUUCCACGCCUCAGCGACCUUGGCUGCCAUCGGAUGGGUAGAGAAACUGGGUCAUUUCGCCGAUGGAACGGGUCAACUAUCUGAAACAUUCAUGUUUGAGGCAUUUACGUAUGGGCAGAUGAAAGCGGUUCUUGGCCAAGAACACCCCUCCACGCUAAUAGCAAUGAGCAACCUUGCAGGCACCCUGAAUGACCAGGGAAAGAUGGAUGAAGCAGCGGCGAUGAAGAGCGAGGCGUUAAAUAAGAUGAGAAGCAAGCUUGGAAACGACGGACGAUACUGUAAUUAUACAAAGAGAGGUAUUGGAGAAGCUACAGAUGCUGGUCCUGAUGUAGGGACUUUCGCCAGAAUCGAUGCCGCUCAUCCUGACAACGGAGCUCUCAUAGGCGCACUGGAGCGACUGGCGAGUGCCGUGUUGGUUUUGUCGGGAAAGAUCGACUUAAUGCUAGACAAAUGCAACGAGACUGAUGAGAACAUUCUGGCCGUGCUUAGAGGGCAUGAGAUGAUUCAGGACAGGCUGAAGACGACUGACGAGCCACAAAUCUCAUCAAUUAACUCCAGACUGAGGAAAGAAAAAGAUGAGCUAAGUGGGGAUGUCAACGAAGAUGAUAGCAGGGAGAAUAAGCGCAAGGCAGAUGAUCUAGAUAAUACAGCUGAUGCCCGCAAAAGGCAAAAACGUAUCCAUUCUUAG
This is a messenger RNA of Pseudovirgaria hyperparasitica, 876 nucleotides long. RefSeq lists its product as uncharacterized. Bases 1 to 876 code for a protein of 291 amino acids. Gene Ontology annotation, molecular function: protein binding. The record is from RefSeq and is a predicted model, not a curated record. The transcript has 3 exons. Lineage: Eukaryota; Fungi; Ascomycota; Dothideomycetes; Acrospermales; Acrospermaceae.